Molecule: messenger RNA, 905 nt
Organism: Globicephala melas (long-finned pilot whale)
Lineage: Eukaryota; Metazoa; Chordata; Mammalia; Artiodactyla; Delphinidae
Gene: NDUFB11
Product: NADH:ubiquinone oxidoreductase subunit B11
Source: RefSeq, a predicted model, not a curated record
GAAAGAGCAACGGAAGCUCCGCCCUUCUCGCCAGAGGGCAAGGGAGCUCUCCGUGCGAUUGGUUGGGAACGGAAUUCACACGCGUGCUACCGCUUUAUUUUCAAGGAAAUUCCACAGCCUUUCGGUCAGAAAUUCCAUAGCCUGAUCGAGAGGAUAAGAAGAUGAUUGCUUCCGUGAGGCCGUGACAGAGGGAGGGAAAGAGGACGCCUCGCCCUUUUGAAAACAAAAUCUCGACUCGGGACCUAUUGCGGUAGGGGCGGAGCGACAAUUCUCGCGCUCGGACCAGCUGCAGCUGCGCAGUCACAUUUCCGUCCCCGCCCCCGAUAAACUGCAGAACGAUCUGUCAUGGUGGCCGGGAUGUUAGGUUUGUGCGGCCGCCGCCUUUUGGCGGUGGCGGCGAGGCGAGGGCUCCCGGCUGCCCGUGUUCGCUGGGAAUCCAGCUCCUCCAGGGCUGUGAUCGCCCCGUCCGCUGUGGCGGGAAAGCGGCCGCCGGAACCGACUUUACGCUGGCAGGAGGACCCAGAUCCCGAGGACGAAAACCUCUACGAGAAGAACCCAGACUCCCACGGUUAUGACAGGGACCCUGCUGUGGACCUCUGGAACAUGCGGGUCGUCUUCUUCUUUGGCUUCUCCAUCAUCUUGGUCCUUGGCAGCACCUUUGUGGCUUAUCUGCCUGACUACAGGAUGCAGGAGUGGGCCCGCCGGGAAGCUGAGAGGCUUGUAAAAUACCGAGAGGCCAAUGGCCUCCCCAUCAUGGACUCCAACUGCUUCGACCCCAGCAAGAUCCAGCUGCCAGAGGAUGAGGACUGACCGGUUACUGAAAGGGGCUUAAGAAGCACCACCUUCUCCACCCCUUGUCUGCUAUUCUGCCCUCUCUUCAGAGCACCUAAUUAAAGGGACUGAAA